UCAGACAAGACCGGAACUACAGCUUAGGGAGGGACGUGCCUACGGUAGGGAGGGAUGCAGAAGAGUACCCGCCCUCGGACACACCAUUGGACCUUCACCAAUGUCCUCAACCAAACAUCACACCAGCACGGGACAAGAACAGAGAGAAUAUGAGGUACGAUGGAUUGAUACAAAAAUUCUUCCGGAAGAGAUGUCAUUUACUGCUUCUUCUGGUUGUCUUGGUGUUUCUGAUGACACGAGACCAUAUAGGCAAAAUUUCGAGGGAUGUUUCGUUUAAAGCUUUCCGGUAUCCAAUGGAAGUUGACAUGCCGGCCCUGGUACGGACGUACCGUUCCGGGGGUAAAGUGGAUAGGCAGCCAAUCAAUCCCUACCAAUACCACUACACUACCAACGUCACUUACUUAUGCAAUCAGAGAGACAUAUUCCUUCUAUUCCUCGUCAAAUCUUCCGUCCGCCAUUUCGGCAGAAGGGAUUCAAUCCGAUCCACCUGGGGACAGCAGCGCCCCGAGUCGUAUGAAUUUCCAACAAAAACGAUAUUUUUGGUAGGUAUGCCUAGGGAAAACGACAACCAUCGAAUGCACAAGGUAUUACAGGAGGAGAUUCUUCGUCACAACGAUGUCCUUCAAAUGACCUUCAAGGACGAUUACUAUAAUAACACACAGAAGACGGUGGGUGGGAUCCAUUGGGCCGUGAACAACUGUGGUCACGCUAAGUACGUCGUGUUCAUGGAUGACGACUUCUACGUAGCCACGCCCUUUUUGAUCGCUUAUCUCAACACUCUGUCUACCCAACAGCACAGAACACUUUUCAUGGGAAAUCUUCACGAAGACGCGCCUGAACGUAAUGAGUAUGGAAAGUGGUUUAUUUCCUAUGAGGACUACCCUUUUAAUCGCUACCCACCAUUCAUUAGUGCCGGGGCUAUGCUCAUAUCUAUGCAUUUGUUAAAGGAUAUACAAAUAGCGAUACCUUACACCAAGAACUUUCCGUUUGACGACGUCUUCCUUGCUAUCGUGGUGUUUAAACUGGGGAUCUACCCCCAGCACAACUCUAACAUCCACACUGGGGAAGAGAGAGUAGAACACAACAGUAUGCAGUUCCAUAGCGUCAUCGCAUCACAUGGGUAUUACAACGACGUGCUCCUGCAGGCAGCCUGGCGGACACAUUCGGCGUAUGUGGCCGCCCUUCGAAAGGUAUUGCAACCUCUUCGUCAACGAACAACUCCUCUGGAAAAUAUCACAGAGCAGACGACGUUUAUAUAAAUAAUGAAGCUGUUGAUAAAAAGGCCAAAAGUUAAACUCAUAUCUUUUGAUUUCAUCUUUGGCAGUUAUCAAUGAAUUGAUACAAAGAUAUAACACCGUAAGUUGGCAAAUACAUUACAGUGUAAAACUGAAUUGUCUGGCAAAAGGGGGAUAUACUCAAUUAUCAUGAUUUUGUUAAAAAAACAAGUAAUUUUUCUUUCCAAAUCAGCCCCAUUAUAGCCGCACGAUUAGUAGACAUCAUAUACCCAUGCUAUUCCAUGUAUUUAGUAAAUAUGCGAUGCUUUGCUGUAAUCGAUGUAUUUAUAAUUGCAUAAUUCACAUAGCUUCAUUUGAAGCCGUUUUAAUGAAAUGUUAUGUAUUAAUAUAUACACAAUCCCAAGUAUACAUUUAUAUAAUAUUCCAAAAUGUACGGAUUAAGUACAUCACAUGACAGAAUACUGACUUUCCAAUGGCUACACACGUGUACUAUGAGGCGAUAGUGUACCUUUGCAUUAUCAAAUUUGGCGCGAAUUUGAACAUGAAUAUAUUGUGACUAUUACUGUUGUGACUGACACAGAAGCCGAAGUUGACAGGCCCUCCGGUGAUGAAAUAUUCAGCUGAAUAAGAAAUAAUUAAAAGCGUGAUGUACUGAGAAAAAAUAUUGCCUUCUUUUGAGGUCGCUAUGGCAGUGUUAUCUGUGAUGGAAUAGUAUCCUCGCCUCCUGCUCGGUACUAUGUCAUCCUCGACAACACUAUCAGACCUCGCCUCCUGCUGGGUACUAUGUCAUCCUCGACAACGCCUCCUGCUGGGUACUAUGUCAUCCUCGACAACACUACCAGACCUCGCCUCCUGCUCGGGUACUAAGCCAUCCUCGACAACACUAUCAGACCUCGCCUCCUGCUCGUUACUAAGCCAUCCUCGACAACACUAUCAGACCUCCUCUGGCUCGGGUACUAAGCCAUCCUCGACAACACUAUCAGACCUCACCUCCUGCUUGGUACUAUGUCAUCCUCGACAACACUAUCAGACCUCGCCUCCUGCUGGGUACUAUGUCAUCCUCGACAACGCCUCCUGCUGGGUACUAUGUCAUCCUCGACAACACUAUCAGACCUCGCCGCCUGCUCGGGUACUAUGUCAUCCUCGACAACACUAUCAGACCUCGCCUCCUGCUCGGGUACUAUGCCAUCCUCGACAACACUAUCAGACCUCGCCGCCUGCUCGGGUACUAAGCCAUCCUCGACAACACUAUCAGACCUCGCCUCCUGCUCGGGUACUAAGCCAUCCUCGACAACACUAUCAGACCUCGCCUCCUGCUCGGGUACUAAGCCAUCCUCGACAACACUACCAGACCUCGCCUCCUGCUCGGGUACUAUGCCAUCCUCGACAACACUACCAGACCUCGCCUCCUGCUCGGGUACUAUGUAAUCUUCGACAACACUACCAGACCUCGCCUCCUGCUC
This is a messenger RNA of Pecten maximus, 2698 nucleotides long. Its product is annotated as beta-1,3-galactosyltransferase brn-like. The record is from RefSeq and is a predicted model, not a curated record. Gene Ontology annotation, molecular function: UDP-glycosyltransferase activity; hexosyltransferase activity. The transcript has 2 exons. The coding region runs from base 150 to 1259 and encodes 369 amino acids. Gene Ontology annotation, cellular component: membrane. Lineage: Eukaryota; Metazoa; Mollusca; Bivalvia; Pectinida; Pectinidae.